Messenger RNA from Plodia interpunctella (Indianmeal moth), 1848 nucleotides. RefSeq lists its product as uncharacterized. NCBI's taxonomy places the organism in Eukaryota, Metazoa, Arthropoda, Insecta, Lepidoptera, Pyralidae. The coding region runs from base 205 to 1818 and encodes 537 amino acids. The record is from RefSeq and is a predicted model, not a curated record. The transcript has 5 exons.
AUAUUUUAUCGAUCGUAAAAUUGUUGAUAACAUUUUCAAUUCUUGACAAAACGAAAGCCCUGGAAAAAUUUGGCGCGGACGAUGUUUGAAUGCACAUACGAAAUAAAAAAGGAAAAAUGUGUUUUGUAAUGGUGUUCUUUUUAAUUUUCUCGACACGAUAACAACUUUAUAGACCAUUUUAAAAUACUACAAUUUAUACCUACAAUGGUAUAUGUUACAUAUGUAUUACUGUUCUGUAUAACUCUGCUACAUAAAAAUGAGGAAGUCAAAGGUACACUUAAGAAGUCUAGUAAUUUUAAUGGUUACAUCAAUAAAGAUAUGCUUAUGAAACUGAUUGACGUUAUCAACAAUCACGAUGGCGAUAGAACAAAUGCUGAUAAGGACCUCAAAGGGAUCGACUUGCGGCAGCCGAAUGAUAUAGAGAUCAUGAAGCAUCUGCAGAAGAACUAUGAUUACAGAGUGAUUGCUGACGCGAAGGGUUUAACCCACACGAGGGUUCAUAUCAUUGAAAAUCCUGAAGUCCUGAGCGAUUUCCUAGCUGAACUGGACAGGAAAGACUCUGAAAAUCCUCCCAUUGUGAAAAGGAGACAUAGGAUAGGAGGCACAUUAAGAGGAGGGAAUCAGAUGUCCCGCAGACACCAUCGGAGGCAGAGCUCGAAACAUCAUAACACAUCUAAAUCACAUCACCAAGAAAGGAGAUUUCGAAAAAGUUCCAGAGAAAAUGAUAACGACAAGAAAAAACGAUUUGAGAAGGCAGAUAGAUUCGAAAAAAACGACAAUCACAGAGAAAAGAGAUACAGCGGAGAAAAGUUUGGCAGAAAAGAUAAGUAUAAAGAGAAGACAGACAGCCGAGAGAGUUACAAGAGGAAAGAUAAAAAUAAAGAUAAAAGAGACAGCAGAGAAAAGUUUAAUAGAAAUGACAAAUAUGGAAAAAAUAUAGAUGAUAGUCGAGAGAUUUAUAAUAAGAAAGACAAAAAAGAUAAAUAUGGUGAGAAAAUAGAUAGUAGAGAGAAGUUUAGUAAUAAAAAAGACAAGCACAAAGACAAUUGGAAUAGCAAAGAUAAGUUCAAAGACAAUUUUGACGAUAGAAAAAAGAGAUUCGAUUCGAGGGAAAACGAUAAUUCGUUCAAAAAACAUGUACGUAGUAGGGUUGAUGAAUAUGAUUACAAAGAUGUGGUGACAACGAAACGCAAUGACCCGAAAAAGUCGAUUUUGACGCUUGAUUUGCAGGGAUCCUUUGAAAAAAACAUGGGUUUGCCACCUGCGAUGGAUUAUUUUUCCCCAAAACAAACAACAAAAGACUGGUUGGACAGCGAGAAUAGGAAGAAGCCGGGUAGAGAAAAAAGUGAGGAUAACUGGGGAAAAUGGCCGGAGAGCGACAACAGAAAGCCAAUAGAAAAAGAAAAGAAUUGGGGUAACGAUUGGGGCAAACCAGUAGUUAUAUCCAACGCAGGACCAGCGAUACCAAACAACGAUUUAGAUUGGGUAGGCAAAGACGAUAUAGGGAACAAGCCACCGAUUAAAUCUUACGAAGACAACUUGGACAAUAAUUCUGGUAGUAAUUUUCAGAGGUUCACAACGAGGGAGAAUCGCGAUUUUUUCAACAAAUUCGGAUCGACCACGAAGAGUCAACAGAACGACUGGGGCAGACCAGCGGUGAAGUAUGAAAACAAAUAUAAAUACAAUAUGGAGAGAUUGUACGAUUAUGAUUACGCGCCAAGGAAACGGAAGCAGAGUAAUCGUGAUGGCGGCUACGGUGGUUUUGGCAGAACUCCCAUACCUUAUAUCGGGAGGAAGGGAGUCUAUGCUGAGAAUUAAAAAUAAUAUUACACCAUUGUAUUUAUCAUU